AUGGAUUCACAUAAAACGGAGUCAAGUUGUUCAUUAUCAACUGAAAUGGAACGUAAAUCAUCAGCCGAAGAACCAGUUUGUGACGAAGGAGUACAAUUAGAACGUUUUGACUCAGUGGAUAGUUUUCGCACAAGAGCAUCGACAGAAAGCCGGACUGUAUCAAUGGCUUCCACUGAAAGCUACGAAACAGUAAGGUUUUUUUUUGUUUGUUUUGGUUAGAAAUCACCUGCCAGCUUUUAUAUCUUGAGUGUAUUUAAUAACUCAUCACAUUUUGGUUUCUAUUGUCUAAACUGAGCUUAUCGUAGAUGGAGCGUAAGAUUUUAAAAUGCCGUUUUCCAGUGCGGUAGAAGCGAAGUCUAAUGGCCUCUCGAAAAAAAUUUUUUUCCAAAGCAUAAGCAAACUGAGAAGCCUUAAUUGCAAAAGAACUAUUAUCGCAUUGAAUUUUACUAUUAAGAUAAACUGCGAGGCUAUUUUAAGUCAAAGUUCCACAAUUAGUACUUUUUUAGGUUAAUUAACACCGUUAUCUAACAGUCCAAAGGCUGUUGAUUAACAGCAAAAAGUACUGACCGAGUAAUGAUCUAUUUACCUCAUAAUUUUCCACCGGGUAUAAACACUCUAAAAAUAAAAAUAAAAAAUAUGAGAAGCUGUGAUUUCUAAACAACAUGCAUAAGUCGACCUUUUCGAGGGGCUUUGCGACAUUUGGCUGAAAGCUUAGUCUUCCCUAAAGCCCUUGCUUGGUGGGGGGAAUAAUAGGGUAUAGCGUAUUUCUGGAACCGUUUGUCUUUUUCUCUCAUUUUUUACCUUUUGUCAGGCUUCCUCAUCUUUCCCAAGCUGGGAUAGAAACAGCUGCCAAGGGAACAGAAGAUCCUGUUUAUUGGGAUGGAUAAAUUCGCUGGAGGAAACUACCAGACGAACACUUUUCAUUCAUCAUCUGCCAGUAGAGAUAUGCGAUCCCGUCAAAGACAUGUCGUUGUUUAGUUGUGAAGCGGAGUUUUGUCGUAUUUGUCAUUGCGGUAAAGAGGAUGAAGAGUUAAUUGCACCAUGCAGAUGCUCUGGAAGUGCUAAGUUUGCGCAUCAAAGUUGCUUGCUGUCUUGGUUUGAACUGAAAAAGGACAAGACAUGCGAACUGUGCCUUUACGAAAUUUCUGUCAAAAAGAUGGGCUUCAAACCAUUCUCACAGGUAUUGAAAGCAAUAUUCAAAGCUUCUUUUCAUCGUGGCCAUUAACUAAAAGUUUGUGAACGUUUCUCAGCUGUUUGUUGCUUUUUUUGCUAACAGUUAGAGACAUAACUAUUUGUUUGUUUGUGUCUGACACUGAAUUGUUGGCUUAGGUUCUUUAAAAUGAUAUUUUUUCAAUCAAUUUUUAACUUACUACUAAUAUAAAUUAGGGCAAAUGAAAAGGGGAAGUGGAAAAAGUAUAUUAAAAGCAUUUUUAUACACUAUGUCUAUCUGUUUGUCUGGCUAUCAGUCUAUCUGUCUGUCUGACCGUCUGUACAGUAUUCAAUUGUCUGUCUGUCUGUUUGUCUGCCGUCUCCUUAUCCAGUACAGUUGUAUCAUGCUACUGACUCCUUCGUAAAUUUGUCUAACUGGCUGUCUGUCGCCCUUCAGUCUAACUGUCUAUCGGUCUGUCCACCCGUCUGUCUAUCUACCCAUCUGUCUGCGUAUUUGUCUUACUGUCUGUAAAGUGAAGAUCCCUGUGGAAUUUUUUUAUUAUCAUUAUAAAAUCUGUGUUAUGCAUUUUUCACUCUGGUAACCCGUCUAAUUGCUUGUUUGUCUGUCUAACAGUCUGUCUGUCGCCUGUCUGCCGGUCUAGUUUAACAUUUCACUCCUUUACGAUUUUCAAUUCACGUUCUCUUUGUUUUUUCACCCUUAAGUGGAGACUACCGUGGCGUUCGUGCGACAUUGUGGCGUACCUUUUCUUGUUCUACUGUCUGGUUCUGGUAGUAUUUAUAGCCAUGGUACUGUGGAUCGCCUCUAAGCGUUGCCUCUCUCCCAUCUGCAUUGUUCUGUACUUCGCGUGCGGUUUGGCAGUGUGUUACUUCACCUAUUGCUGCGGUUGCAUAGAACAUAUUCGCUACUACUGGAAAGCAUGGAUCGAUGUGAACCGUCAGUGGCUCAUAUUAACUCACAAAGACAGUGUACAGGUUCUCAAUAAUGCUAUCGAAAAGAAGAGCAACAACGGAUGUGGCAAAGCAAGGGAGGAAUUUGUCUAG
This is a messenger RNA of Pocillopora meandrina, 2211 nucleotides long. The record is from the annotation of a GenBank genome assembly. NCBI's taxonomy places the organism in Eukaryota, Metazoa, Cnidaria, Anthozoa, Scleractinia, Pocilloporidae.